This is a messenger RNA of Drosophila obscura, 1042 nucleotides long. Its product is annotated as nudC domain-containing protein 3. NCBI's taxonomy places the organism in Eukaryota, Metazoa, Arthropoda, Insecta, Diptera, Drosophilidae. Gene Ontology annotation, cellular component: cytoplasm. The record is from RefSeq and is a predicted model, not a curated record. Gene Ontology annotation, biological process: protein folding. Bases 83 to 994 code for a protein of 303 amino acids. The transcript is spliced from 3 exons.
CACUCGAUAUAUCGAUAGCUAUCGUUCCAGCAGGUGUGAAAUUUUUAAAUUGGCUCGUAAUUUUCUUGAUCGUCGGGCAAAAAUGGAAUUUCAGCGAAACGAUGCCAUGCUUAUGGAAAUACUGCAAGAUCGAAAGACCAUCGUGGGAUUCCUGGACUCCAUGUUUGGAUUUCUGCGUCGCAACACCGACUUUUAUCACACGAAAAAGGAUGAGGCUGACCAAAUUGGAUUUCCCAAGGGUAUGCGGGAUCAGAUUCUUUAUGGAGCCAUGCAGCGCUACGACCCGGACUGCUCUCUUCAAUCAAUGAACGUCGAGAGUGAAAUGGUGGACAAUGGCACGUUCGGUCUGCCUGUCGUGGAGGAAGUAAUCGUGGAGAGCAGCGAUGCACCCAAAAGUGAGCCGAAAAAUCCACAACAGAAGACUGCGUCAGCCGAGUCUGAGUUUUCCCUCAUUGACUACAAGAAUGGAGCUGCCUUUGCGAGCCACUGCUGGUCGCAGACGUUAAAGGAUCUGGAAGUUCAAGUGAAGCUGCCCGAAGAGCUGAAAAUAUCUAAAAAUCUGAAUAUAGAGAUCAAGGCCCAAUGCCUUAGGGUGAGCAGCAAACAGAAGCCAGACCAUUUUAUUCUAGAGGGAAAUCUUAGCCAGCGGAUCAAGCAUAACGAAGCCUUGUGGACCAUUGACCACGGCAUGCUGCACAUCAGUUGUGACAAGGCCAAGGAGCUGUGGUGGGACCGACUCUUCGAGGGUGACGCUGAAAUUGAUACCAAGAAAAUUGACUGCGAGCGCUAUAUAGACGAUCUGCCCGACGACACACAGGCGACCAUAGAGAAGCUGCGAGUGCAACAGCUGGAGGCGGAUAAGAGACAAAGCCAACUGCAGGCUGCCAAUCCGGAGCAGGCCAAAACCAUGGAACGUCUACGCGCCGCCUGGGACGCUGAGGGUUCACCCUUUAAAGGACAACCCUUUGAUCCGUCCAUUGUUAGGAUGAGUUAGUCUUUAAUGUGUUAUACGUUCAGCUUAAAUAGGAACUAGAGCUAAAUG